AGGAACAUGUAGCUCGGCUCAAGUGCAGACUGCAGUAGUUAAAUGCUACAAGCUUUUCGUGCUUACGUAGGACUGGGUGUAAAAAAUGUUCGUGAUAAGUGACGUCUUUGCCUGAGGUGAAGACUUCACCGGUGUUUUAAGGCUUUCUUGUGUGGAAUCCUGAACGAUUGCCUUCUUUGGGAGAUCCAGUUAAUCCACGACACGAAAGCAUGGAAAGGUGAGCGCAGGAUAUUUACUUUUCUUCAGUCAUCUGUCCACCCUAUUGGUUAGUGGCGCUGUUCAUGUGGCCCAUCAGUUAUUUCUGUUACUUCUUUCAUUUGCGUAAAACCUGGAUCAAAGAAGGCACAUAAAAAGAAGAAUGUUUCAAGAUCCAAACCAGUGAUAUCUCAGAAUAAUCAAUGAAUAAGAAAGAAAGAAACAGAAUAGCUCUCCCUCUUUCUUCUUCCACCCUCACUUCCACUAAUUUCACAGGAAACAAUCUACAAAAGUGCCUACUUGUUUGAUGUAAUUAUUUGUAGCAAUGGAUUUUCUGAAGAAGAGACUUGAAAAAAUCUUAAAGAAACUGGGAAACUAUCCAUUAAAACAGUUUUGGAAUAAGUUGGGAUCAUUUGAAAGAAAGCACAAAUGUAAGCAUAUUCCAUCAAGUGAAUUGGAACGAGCUGAAAAAUCUGCUCGUCCUGCUGUAGAAAUUGCUCAGCUUAUGGUUGGUCACUAUGGAGUAAAAGCUGAAGAUAUUGCUUUAGAUGUUUUAAAUGAAAUUGGAAGAAAGGACUUGGCUGUAAAAUUUAAAGAUAAUAAAGAAGAAAGCUCUGUGUAUUCAAAAAGAAAAAAGACUGAUUACAGCAAACAUUACAAGGAAGAAAUAAAAGAUAAUCUUGCAAAAAUAAGAGAAUAUAACAGCCUACCAGGGGAAACAGUGGAUUUCAAUGCUCAAUAUACAAAGCUAAUACUUGUGAACAAGCAUCAACAAGUAGAAGAGAAGAAGAUGGAAUUAGAAGCAAAAGGAAAAACACACACACAUUUGAUGGAAAAGCACAGAGACUCUAGUAUUAAUAUUGAGCAUCUCUUCUCUGCAAUUGAAAAUGAACCAAAAGAGCCAAAGACUGUGGUCAUUCAAGGCCCAUCAGGAAUUGGAAAAUCUUUCACAGUACACAAAAUCAUGCUCGACUGGGCCUUGGGUAAACUCUUCCAUGAUCGUUUUAGCUAUGUGUUUCACUUGUGCUGCAGAGAACUGAGAAUUUGGGAAAACAAUAGCUUGGAGGACUUGAUUAUGCAGUGCUCUGACACUUUAAAGCCAGCUAUGCAGGAGAUACAGUCUGACCCCAAAAGCGUCUUGUUCAUUUUUGAUGGCUUUGAUGAACUCAAACUUUUUCCAGAAGAUGGUGAGAGCAAAGAUGGCAUUAAUGUGGCUACAAGUGAGGUGAUCAAAUUGUUGAAAAAAAACAUCCUGCGUGAGGCGUCACUGUUAAUUACAACACGUCCUACUGCUUUACAUGUACUUGAGAAAAUAGUGAAAAUUGAGCGUUGUGUAGAAGUUGUAGGGUUUUUAGAAGAGGAAAUUAAAGACUAUUUUAUAAAAAGUUUCCAAAAUGAGAAAGAAGCCAUCAGUGCAUUUAAUAUAAUAGAAGAAAAUAAAGUAGUGCUGUCAAUGUGUUUUGUUCCCAUUUUCUGUUGGAUUGUCUGUUCAAUUAUGAAAACAGGUGGACAAAACUCUGAACAGAUCAUGAAAAACAUGAAGACAGAUUCUCAAGUAAUGUUACAUUUUAUAAACCAUUUGCUGAAACAUCAUUGUAUGAGUAGCCCAUCUGAGAAAACAGAAUUUCUCCUGAAAGUCAAUAAAUUGGCAUUCUUUGGAAUCCGAGAGGAAAAGAGAGUGUUCACAGAAAAAGACUUGAGCAUGUUUUCAAUAAAUACAGAUAACAAUGAAACCACAUUUUUUAGCAAACUGUUUUUUAAGGCCGAUGCUCGGAGACAUGUGUUAUACCAUUUUUUACAUUUAACAGUCCAAGAACUUUUUGCAGCAAUCUAUUGUGUGUCUCACUCAUCAUCCGAGGAGAUAGAACAACUUUUAAAUGACUCCUUAGACACACAGAAUCAGAGUCUCAUCCAUGUGGUACGCUUCAUAUUUGGUCUCAGUAGUGUGAAGUCACAAGAAAUGAUUGAAGGUGGUUGUCAAAUAACAUCAAAUAACCUGAGGAUUCAUCUUCACAACUGGUUUCCAAAAGCAGUAAUGUCCUUCAGGGAUAAUCCCCCUUUUCUCUUGCAGUUAUUAUACUGCUUGUAUGAGAUCCAGGAUACACAAUUUACUGCAUAUGCAAUGACAGUCCUUUCUCGGCUCAAUUUUGGGAGAUAUACUCUAAAUAAAAUUGACUGCACUGUUAUUAAAUACUGUAUUGAACAUACUGACUCACUGGAGCAGCUUGAUCUUUGUUCUUGCAACUUGGGAGAGAAAGAAAUAAAAAUACUACGGAAGGUUAUUUUUAAAAGCCAGGACAUAAGGAUAAGUGCAACAAAUAUUACAAUAGAUGCUGUAGAAGAUUUCUGCAGAAUUAUCUCUGCACAAAAAAUGUAUAAUUACCUGCAAGUUUAUGUACAAAAAACGGAACGUAUGUAUAAUUUUCUUCUACAAGCAAACAAGAGUGAUGCCGAGACCAGUAUUUCAGUCUGUGAUGUGUCUGCAUCAUGCCUAAUCCACCUUUUCAAAAAAAUAAUACCAAAGUAUAAACCUGCCUACAUCCAAGUUUCUGGUGAGUUUGAUAGAGAAGCAGUGGAUACUUUUACUACAUUCCUGAAAUGUGAAGACUAUACACCUAAGCACCUGAGCAUAAAAACCAAACACUCGAAUGAAGAUUCAGCAGAAUGGAUCUGCAAUCACCUUUCCUCACAUUACAAAUUUAAGUGUGCAAAAUGGGAAUUAUCAAGAAAUCAUGAAAACUGGAUUAUCCUAAAAUAUGAAACUGGAAUAUACAAACCCAGGUAUUGCAUGUAAUAGUAAAAAUUCUACUCUCUCCUUAAUAAAAGAGAACUGUAAUACACCAGUUGCUUGUAUUCCUAGUGGUGAAAUACAGUCCAUUACUUGGUAACUAAUGCUCAUUUAACUGACUGGCAUCCUAGUGAACAUUCAGAUUUUUAGGUAAGUUUCCAUCAUGUGUAUUCAGAAAUCUCUCAUUUAGGUAAGCUCUGUCAAAAAA
Erpetoichthys calabaricus (reedfish) is the source of this 3191-nucleotide messenger RNA. RefSeq names its product NACHT, LRR and PYD domains-containing protein 3-like. Gene Ontology annotation, cellular component: cytoplasm. The record is from RefSeq and is a predicted model, not a curated record. The transcript has 7 exons. The coding region runs from base 521 to 2989 and encodes 822 amino acids. NCBI's taxonomy places the organism in Eukaryota, Metazoa, Chordata, Cladistia, Polypteriformes, Polypteridae.